Tremella mesenterica DSM 1558 is the source of this 2252-nucleotide messenger RNA. RefSeq lists its product as uncharacterized. The transcript is spliced from 10 exons. Gene Ontology annotation, biological process: mitochondrion inheritance. Bases 1 to 2166 code for a protein of 721 amino acids. The record is from RefSeq and is a predicted model, not a curated record. NCBI's taxonomy places the organism in Eukaryota, Fungi, Basidiomycota, Tremellomycetes, Tremellales, Tremellaceae. Gene Ontology annotation, cellular component: mitochondrial inner membrane.
AUGUAUCGACAAUUCAGAUUUUUCCAUGGACCUCGACCAUACACGAAUUUGAGACCUUUGAUAAUUCCCCGUCUUCUAUCUUCACAAAUCGAUCCAAGGAUCAGGAUCAGGAUCUUGGGAAAGAACGAAUACCUUUCGAGAUUAAGACGAUACGAUAUCAAGGGAAGUUUAAGAUAUAUCAAUAGGAAUUAUUCAUCUGAUAAUUCGACAUGUCCUAAUUGUCCUCAUACCCCUUUACCUUCUAAAUCUUCCAACUCCCCUCAUAUCCCCUCUCUCUCUUCCUCUUCAUCCAAUCUUAAUUCAUCUCACUCUUCUUCCGAUCCCCAUUCUUCGAAACCUUCAGGAAUAUCUUCAUUAACUCCCUCACCUUCCCAUGAACGUCCUCCCAGAAUUCGAGAUCACGCACAAGAUUACGUACCCUUCAUACAACGUCUCAUUCGUCAAACUCGUCUUCAACCAUUCGACUCACCUCAUCGUCCUUCGAAAGAAGAGUUAUUAAAAGCAGCGAACGGAUGGUAUGAAAGACUGAGAAUUCGGUUAAAGUGGUUUACGAUAAGAGGAUGGAGAAGGUUUAACGUGGAUGAUUUGAGCGCUUUUGCAAGUUGGUUCGUCCUUGGAAAUACUUUAUGGAUAUUGAUAGGAACGACUACGUUCGUUUCUGCUGUUUUAUUCACUUUGAAUAGUUUGUCUUUACAGGAAUAUGUCGCAAGAUGGAUAUCUGAUUAUCUCACUUCAGAAACAGGUGUGACUGUCAUAUUCGAAUCUGCUAUAGUACCAAAAUGGGGAGCAUCCACAAUCACCUUCCGCAACGUUUUCGUCUCACGUCGACCACGAUCCUCUCCUGGUUCUUCCGAUCGAGAUACAGGAUCUACCGAAAAUACCACUAGAACCCUUACAUCCGCAGUACCUAUCCUCACCAAUAUAGUCUCCCCAGAAACAUAUAUUUCCGUACCGCCCGCACCUGAAAGCGAGAAUUAUACAAUGUUCGAUGUCAACUUAGAUGAGGUGGAGGUGACUCUGAGUUUCAUGAGAUGGUUAGAUGGGAAGGGUUUAGUGAAAGAUGCUAGGGUGAAAGGUGUCAGGGGUGUAAUUGACCGCCGUUCGGUAUGGUGGGAUCACAACAAAUCCCUCGUCCCCGCGGACUUCCGACAUCCCACACGGAAAGGCGACUUUGAACUUGAAUCUUUUCAGGUGGAAGACGCCCUCGUGACGGUAUAUCAACCUGGUGGCCAGAGACCAUACAACGUUUCCGUGUUCAACGCUUCGAUAGGUCCAUUGAGGAAGAGAUGGUUGUUCUACGAUAUCAUGAGUGCCGAAGCUAUCACGGGGCAAUUGGACAAUUGUUUGUUCAGUCUACACAUGCCUCAGAAGCUUGGGAAGGGAAAUGGGGAGGAGAGCAAGAUUAAGCGUAUGGCCCGCUUCCGGAUAGAUGGUCUAGGUAUCGAACACGCUCAAUACGCUACUGGUCACACUGGUCCUGUCUCAUGGAUCACCUCAGGUCGUCUUGAUGCCGUACUAGACUUCAAAUUCCCAUAUCACCCAGAUGACGAAGUCGACUUCAAAGCGAUCUUUGACCAGAUCGGGCGGAAUGUAGCUACCAUCACUCAAUCUGGUGUACACCCUGACAACGCUCUCGUCUCGACCACAAACACUGCCAUUGAAGCCGCUUCAGCUGUCAGUUCUGCAAGUGAACGACUCGCACCUGGUCAAGCUAGACUCGCUCGACCUCCUCUCCGCGCACCCAGUCCUAACGUCACAUCAGGACCAGAAGAUGAAAGAAGACAAGUUAUCGUGGAUAUCGAUCUUAGGUUCAGAGAUCUCAAAGCUGCUGUACCUGUUUUCACUUCGGAUAUAAGUGUGAAGAAUAACGCUAUCAUGAGACCCAUUGUUGCGUUUAUCAAUGCUAACAGAACUCUGGUGCCUAUACAUUGUCAAGUCGCUGCGGAUCUGUCUGACUUUGAUGGAUCCUGGACUUUAUUUGAGACUGGCCUCACAACGUCCAUCUCGGAUCAAAUAUACGCAGCACUGGCUUAUCACGUCUCAUCGGAGACCGCCAACUCUAAAAGGAUGCGUCAAGUCGGUUUCUGGGGAAUACAAAGAGGAACAGAGGUGUUGUUGGACACGUUGAGGACGGUGGUGGAUCCUGUUCACGCGCAAUUGGCAUGAGAUCAUGAGGGUUUUUUGGGGGUUAGAUGAUUAUGAUUUUUGUUGUGAUUUUUAGCAUAGGAUUUGAAUGCACCCACUCCAUGAUU